AUGGCCACAACUCAGAAAAAGGCGACGUUUCCUGCUCCGACAAAGGCUGAUUGUUGCCCUCCCCCUUCCGCCGUAGUCCGGCGGGAAUCUGCAUCCGCCACCUCAGCUGCUGAUUGGACCGUCUCUUCGGCCGCCGCUGAGCAGACGAAGAAAGCGGCUGCUGCGGCAUCGUUAAUUACGACGGAGCCUUCUUCCAGUACCCCUGCUAAAGGUAUUCAAGUCAUGCCAAGGGCUCAAACCAAACAUCCUUUGGAUCCUUUAUCUGCUACUGAAAUCUCUGUGGCUGUGGCAACCGUCAGAGCAGCUGGAGCUACCCCCGAGGUCAGAGAUAGUAUGCGAUUUGUUGAAGUGGUUCUGUUGGAACCAGAGAAGCAAGUUGUGGCUCUGGCUGAUGCAUACUUCUUUCCUCCUUUUCAACCUUCAUUGUUGCCUAGGACAAAAGGAGGGCCUGCUAUCCCUAGUAAGCUUCCACCAAGGCGAGCCAGACUUAUUGUCUACAAUAAGAAGUCUAACGAGACUAGUCUGUGGGUUGUUGAGUUGACAGAAGUACAUGCAACAACUCGAAGUGGACUUCAUCGAGGAAAAGUCAUUUCCUCUAAAGUUGUCCCUGAUGUUCAGCCACCAAUGGAUGCUGUAGAAUAUGCUGAAUGCGAAGCUGUUGUGAAAGAUUACCCUCCAUUUAUAGAGGCAAUGAGGAAGAGGGGAAUCGAUGACAUGGAUUUAGUCAUGGUUGAUCCUUGGUGUGUUGGUUACCAUAGCGAGGCUGAUGCUCCUAGUAGGAGACUUGCAAAACCACUUCUAUUUUGCCGGAUCGAGAGCGAUUGCCCCCUCGAAAAUGGUUAUGCACGACCUGUUGAAGGAAUUCAUGUGCUUGUUGAUAUGCAAAAUAUGGUUGUAAUUGAGUUUGAAGAUCGUAAGAUUGUUCCCUUGCCUCCAGCUGAUCCGUUGAGAAAUUAUACUUCUGGUGAAACAAGGGGUGGCGUCGAUAGAAGUGAUGUGAAGCCCCUUCAAAUUAUUCAGCCUGAAGGUCCAAGCUUUCGGAUCAAAGGACAGUAUGUUGAGUGGCAGAAGUGGAAUUUCCGCAUUGGUUUCACACCGAGGGAGGGUUUGGUCAUUCAUUCAGUUGCCUAUGUUGAUGGCAGUAGGGGUAGGAGACCCAUAGCCCAUAGGUUGAGUUUUGUGGAGAUGGUUGUGCCCUAUGGGGACCCAAAUGAUCCUCACUACAGGAAAAAUGCAUUCGAUGCUGGGGAAGAUGGCUUAGGGAAGAAUGCUCACUCUCUCAAGAAGGGAUGUGAUUGCUUGGGAUAUAUAAAAUACUUCGAUGCUCAUUUUACAAACUUUACUGGAGGAGUUGAGACAAUUGAGAACUGUGUAUGCUUACAUGAAGAAGAUCAUGGAAUCCUAUGGAAGCAUCAAGAUUGGAGAACUGGCCUUGCGGAAGUUCGAAGAUCGAGGCGUCUAACUGUUUCGUUUAUUUGCACUGUGGCGAAUUAUGAAUAUGGGUUCUACUGGCACUUCUACCAGGAUGGGAAAAUUGAGGCGGAAGUUAAACUCACUGGAAUUCUUAGUUUAGGGUCUCUGCAACCUGGAGAAUUUAGAAAAUAUGGUACGACAAUUGCACCUGGAUUAUAUGCUCCAGUUCAUCAACAUUUUUUUGUUGCCCGUAUGGAUAUGGCAGUGGACUGUAAGCCAGGAGAAAUGCACAACCAGGUUGUUGAAGUGAAUGUCAGAGUCGAAGAACCUGGGGAAGAGAAUGUUCACAACAAUGCCUUCUACGCUGAGGAAACUUUACUUAGAUCCGAGCUAGAAGCCAUGCGUGAUUGUGAUCCAUUAUCCGCUCGUCAUUGGAUCAUAAGGAACACAAGAACUGUCAAUCGUAGUGGAGAACUGACAGGCUACAAAUUGGUUCCUGGUUCAAAUUGUUUGCCUUUGGCUGGCCCCGAAGCUAAAUUUCUACGAAGAGCUGCAUUUCUGAAGCAUAAUCUUUGGGUUACACAAUAUGCACCUGGUGAAGAUUUUCCCGGAGGAGAGUUUCCUAAUCAGAAUCCACGUGUUGGGGAAGGGUUGGUUUCUUGGGUGAAACAGAACCGGCCUUUGGAAGAAACUGAUGUUGUUCUCUGGUACGUAUUUGGCAUUACACAUGUUCCCAGAUUGGAAGAUUGGCCUGUUAUGCCCGUGGAACACAUUGGUUUUGUGCUUCAGCCGCACGGUUUCUUCAAUUGCUCUCCUGCCGUUGAUGUUCCGCCCAGUGCAUGCGAGUUGGAAGCAAAAGAGAACGACGUGAAAGAUAGUGCUGCAGCUAAUAAGGCGAGUUCGUCGUCUGGUCUAGUAAUGGCAAAGCUGUGAAGGGAAAGACAUUUAUCGGUGUUAUAUCAAUGUGUGCGAAAAUAGGCCUGGUAUUGAGAGUCAAUAAUGGUGGGUUUCGGCGUGCCUGUACAUAUGCGUGGAUUUAAUUUCAGUUGUUUGUUUUGCUAGUUUGUUUUGAGACUAAAUAUUUGCUUGUACCAUAUAUUAUGACUGUUGUGAGAACUUUGUCUGAAUGAGUUUGAAGAAGAAAUAAAACGCACAAGAUUCCACAGCUUCAUUAUUUUAAUUUUUUUAUUAU
Messenger RNA from Erythranthe guttata (spotted monkey flower), 2605 nucleotides. Its product is annotated as Copper amine oxidase family protein. Lineage: Eukaryota; Viridiplantae; Streptophyta; Magnoliopsida; Lamiales; Phrymaceae. The record is from RefSeq and is a predicted model, not a curated record. Gene Ontology annotation, molecular function: primary methylamine oxidase activity; quinone binding; copper ion binding. Gene Ontology annotation, biological process: amine metabolic process.